GUUAUAAAAACUCUUGGUAUUGUUACAUUUUUGAACUUGAUCAGGCCUAGAAAUCAUAGACGGGAGACAACGUGGACGACUCUUGUGAUCUUCAGGGUUGCGUGACUAAAACAAUAUCGCACUAAAUGAACACGAACAAUAUGUCAAGAAUGUUGGCUACACGGUGUAUUUUGUUGACACUUCUGCUCAACACUGUAUGCUCAUAUAAAGUGCUGAAAGUGUAUGAAGCUGACGAACCCAUGAAUUUCGAGACAGUAAAAGGUUGCCCAGAGGAAGCUGAAAUACUUCACUGUAAAGCUGCACCAAAACCAACAACCAGUGCUACAACUGCGCGACAAAAAUCCACUACCACUACGCCCGCCCCAGUCCCUCCCAGCGUCCAGCCAUGUCUCAAGCGAACAAAGGCCGGCAUCAUCUUUUUGCUGGACGCCUCGUCUUCGAUUGGACCAUCGAACUGGAAGAAACAGGUCAAGUUCGCCUCUGACGUCACGGAGGGGUUCAACGUUGGACAGGAUGACGUCAGAUUUGGGACAGUUAUAUUCAACAGCGACCCCAAGAAAAUAUUUGAUCUGAAUGUCUAUUUCAAUCACACGAGCUUGUCUAAGGCUCUGCUGGACAUAAAGUACCCAUUUCUAUCCGGCACCAAGACGUACAAAGGUCUACAGUUUAUCUUAGACGACAAAAUGUUCAGCUCUGCUUCAGGCGGUAGACCAGACGCCAAUGAUAUCGUCAUAGUUAUGACGGACGGGAAGUCUGACAAUACGAAGCUGACCGUUGAGACCGCUCAAAGGCUUAAAGAUCAAUAUAUUACAUUGAUUGCGGUGGGGAUUGGUGAUCAGGUCAAUGAAAUUGAAUUGACGACAAUAGCAAAUGAUCCAAGCUAUUACUCCAAGGCGAAUGACUUCGCAAAUCUGGAUUUCAUUAAACGUGACCUGGUCAAGAUGACAUGUGACAAUAUUUGACAGCUUUAUGAGCCUCCUGCCAGUCUGUGACUCCUCUGAUAAGUCAACGACUUUAGCAGAAAGAUCUAAUAAAAUAUCAGAGAACUAA
This is a messenger RNA of Physella acuta, 1050 nucleotides long. RefSeq names its product collagen alpha-4(VI) chain. The record is from RefSeq and is a predicted model, not a curated record. Lineage: Eukaryota; Metazoa; Mollusca; Gastropoda; Physidae.